Messenger RNA from Syngnathoides biaculeatus (alligator pipefish), 777 nucleotides. It is a transcript of the gene lin28b, whose product is annotated as lin-28 homolog B (C. elegans). The record is from RefSeq and is a predicted model, not a curated record. Lineage: Eukaryota; Metazoa; Chordata; Actinopteri; Syngnathiformes; Syngnathidae. Gene Ontology annotation, molecular function: zinc ion binding; nucleic acid binding. The coding region runs from base 88 to 777 and encodes 229 amino acids. The transcript is spliced from 4 exons.
CAGACGGCCAGCGCAAUGCAAAGCGCGACUGGGACUUGCGAGCUGCUCCGUGCGCUUUUAUCCGCUCCGUAAAAAGCCGCGGGGAAGAUGUCGACGCCAUCUCCUGCAGGAGGGCCCGCCAGGUCCGCCGAGCAGGAGGAGCGGACCCGUCCCCACGUCCGCUCCGGAUCGGGCUUCUGCAAAUGGUUCAACGUGCGCAUGGGCUUUGGAUUUAUCUCCAUGACCAGCAGCGAGGGGACCCCCGUCGACCCCCCCUCGGAUGUUUUCGUGCACCAAAGCAAGCUGGUGAUGGAGGGCUUCCGAAGCUUAAAAGAGGGUGUGCCAGUGGAGUUCACGUACAAAAAAUCCUGCAAGGGCCUCGAGUCCCUGCGGGUGACCGGACCGGGCGGCGUACCUUGCACCGGCAGCGAGAGGAGGCCGAAAGGGAAGGUCCCGCUCCAGAAGCGCAAACCAAAGGGAGACCGUUGUUAUAAUUGUGGCGGUCUGGACCACCACGCCAAGGAGUGUAACCUGCCCCCCCAGCCAAAGAAAUGCCACUACUGCCAGAGCAUCACACACAUGGUGGCCCAAUGCCCCCACAAGACGCCGGCGCCCUCCGCAGGCUCUCAGGACCAGCACGCGUCUACCUCGGCCUCCGGCCGGGGGCCGUCGGUCUACCUCGCCCCCGCGGAGGACGAGGAGCGCUACGGUGCGUCUCCCGCGGGGGGCUCGUCAUCGUCCCCCGAAGAGCCCCAAAGUCACCGCGGUCCCCGGGCCCAAAGGUGGAGGAAACCCUAA